Messenger RNA from Ctenocephalides felis (cat flea), 1829 nucleotides. RefSeq names its product probable uridine-cytidine kinase. The record is from RefSeq and is a predicted model, not a curated record. Bases 59 to 919 code for a protein of 286 amino acids. The transcript is spliced from 7 exons. Gene Ontology annotation, cellular component: cytosol; cytoplasm. Lineage: Eukaryota; Metazoa; Arthropoda; Insecta; Siphonaptera; Pulicidae. Gene Ontology annotation, molecular function: ATP binding; kinase activity.
UUUGUUGUGCGCUAGACGAAAAAUUGCAAUUGCGCAUUUGAAUGUUUUUGCACAAAUAAUGGUUGAUAGGGUUAAAAGGGUGAUCGAUCAGGAACUGUUAGCCGGCGUGAAUAUGAGCGAUGCCACUAAUUAUAAUGUCAGAGUCUCAAAUGGCUCGACCCACGAGGGAAAGACUCCUUUUCUGAUCGGGGUGGCCGGCGGCACGGCCAGCGGAAAGUCGACUGUGUGUAAACGGAUAAUGGAACAGUUGGGACAAGCUGAUAUGGAUCAUACCAAACGACAGGUUGUUUGCAUAAGCCAAGACUGUUUUUAUCGAGAACUGACACCAGCUGAGAAAGUAAAGGCUGACAAAGGUCUCUUUAAUUUUGACCAUCCAACUGCAUUUAACGAAGAACUGAUGUUGAAUACGCUGAAAGGUGUAUUGGCCGGACAGAGAUGUAACUUGCCGGCAUAUGAUUAUAAAACAAAUUCUUUAUGUCCAGAGCGGAUGGUUACAAUUUAUCCAGCUGAUGUAAUACUGUUUGAGGGAAUAUUAGUAUUUUAUUUCCCGGCAAUAAGGGAUUUGUUCCACAUGAAAUUGUUUGUGGACACUGAUUCUGAUACACGUUUGGCUAGAAGAGUCCCAAGAGAUAUAAAUGAAAGAGGACGAGACUUAGAUCAAGUUCUCAAUCAAUAUAUGAAUUUUGUAAAACCCGCAUUUGAGGAAUUUUGUUCACCGACUAAGAAAUUUGCUGAUGUUAUAAUUCCUCGAGGAGCUGACAAUACCGUUGCCAUCGACUUGAUAGUGCAGCACAUCCGGGAUUUCUUGAACAACCGGUGCUCAAGGGUUGCAAAUGGGGGUGACAGUGCAGAUGGAAAUGCUGCAGGUGCUGCUGGAAGUGCAGAUUCUGCUUCGACGCAACUUUCGAGGCCUCAUUAGAAAAAGAUUGCAAGAAAAAAGAGAUUAUUAUAAAAACAAUUGGAAUUGACCCACAUAAUAAGGCGACAUAAGAAUUGAUGUAGGGAUCAGGAAAAUAUUAGCCUGGUGAAACAUUAAGAUUUGACACGGGCUGGUUAGUUAGUGGUUAAAUAGUUUUGGCACUAGCACUGUCAAGAAUUUUUGGCUACACCAGUAUUUCUAAGGAUUUUAUAAUUGACCCUAAAAUAUUUGGACUGAUGUAUUGGAUCAUUAUUAGUACUGGUUAAAACUUUAAAUUUUAAUCAAAGAUUACCCCAAAUUAAAAUAUUUGGGCCCAAUUCCAUUGCGUCGUUUCUAACUGAUUGCUAAAAUUGUUCAAAUCAAAAUGUAUUAAAAGACAAAUGUUAUCAUCCAACGAUAACUAUUAUGUAAUAAGUAAUGAAUAAAAAAUAGUAACAAGUAUACCAGCAUUGAAAGAUUGCCAACAGCCACACUAUAGUAUCCACCUUAAAGUUAGUGAAUACUAAAUUAUUUUUCAAAAUUAAACUAUUAGUACGGAAGCAUUGUAAAUUUAGUAUGCUAUACUUAAGUAUGUCUACUAUGACGACAAAUACUAAAAUUGAUGAGUUGUUUUAUAAAACCUGCGUUAUUAACAAUUUCCAGCAAAAGUCCCUCAUUCCUGAAGGGGUUUGCUUUACAAUUUUAUUGCUUACUAAAUAAUUUUCAAAAUUAAACUAUUAGUACGGAAGCAUUGUAAAUUUAGUAUGCUAUACUUAAGUAUGUCUACUAUGACGACAAAUACUAAAAUUGAUGAGUUGUUUUAUAAAACCUGCGUUAUUAACAAUUUCCAGCAAAAGUCCCUCAUUCCUGAAGGGGUUUGCUUUACAAUUUUAUUGCUUACUAAAUAAUUUUCAAAAUUAAACUAUUAGUA